Molecule: messenger RNA, 1677 nt
Organism: Pyricularia pennisetigena
Lineage: Eukaryota; Fungi; Ascomycota; Sordariomycetes; Magnaporthales; Pyriculariaceae
Exons: 4
Coding region: 1-1677 (558 amino acids)
Biological process (GO): protein N-linked glycosylation; dolichol-linked oligosaccharide biosynthetic process
Cellular component (GO): endoplasmic reticulum
Molecular function (GO): dolichyl pyrophosphate Glc2Man9GlcNAc2 alpha-1,2-glucosyltransferase activity
Source: RefSeq, a predicted model, not a curated record
AUGGGCCUUUUUGCGAUGCUGCCUGUCUCUAAGCUUGUGCAUAUCCUUGUGAUAUAUGCGGCGUCUUUUAUGAUCACGGAUGUUAUGAAAGAUAACUUCAAUCAGCCACGCCGAAUUUUAUUGAGACGUUCCAUUUACCGCACUGGGUUGUUCCUCGUUAUCAUAUCGGCCUGCAUCUGGCUUGCCAUAGUAAACACCAAGGUUCCGGAGCCGUAUUUGUCCAAUGUCUACGCAGUCAUAGCCAUUGCAGCACUGGUUCUCAGAUGCCGUCGAUUCAUUGAGACUCAACACGCCUCAACCAGCACCAAAGGACCUCACUUGGACUCCAUAUACAGCAUUCACACCACUAUCAACAUAGCCCUGUUUCCCGUCAUAUUCUUCUUCUCCGGGCUGUAUUACACGGAUCUGUGGUCCACUGCGACAGUUCUGUGGGCUUAUGAGAACCAUCUGAAGCGUCUCACUAAAAAGACGACGUUCCGGAAUGAUAUAGUCACGGUCGUUUUGGGCAUCGCGGCCCUGUUCAUGAGACAGACAAAUGUAUUCUGGGUCGUUGUCUACUUUGGUGGCCUUGAGGCCGUACAUGCCGUCAAGAAUGGGGCUGUAUCCUCCUCGAGCAAGGCUGUCGACGCUGCAAAUAUCAGGGCUUUUGCGCCCGCUGCAAAAGCAUACUGGAAUCUUUACGCGACUGGUAACAUCCACGACCCUCCAUUGAGUGUAGCGAGUGCCUAUGAUGUCGUCUGGCUUGCACUCAGUGUUGCCAUUGCAGCCGUGCAUAACCUCCCAGGAGUUCUGCGUCAGGUCUGGCCCCAUGUUUCCAUUCUGGGGCUGUUUGCCGGAUUUGUAGCCUGGAACGGUGGCGUUGUUCUUGUCUCAACCGCCCUUAACUUGCAGAAGUUGCUUCAGGGUCGCAGCGCUCAGUCUCAAGAGGAACGCAUUACAAAGUCUAAGCAGAAGGACUGGGCCCUGAAUUUCCUCGCCUUUAUUUGGAAGCACACGAGCAGUGGGUUCCCAUUCCCGCUCUGGUAUGUUUCGGCUGCAGUUGCAACAGCCAUCGUCCACAAGAGCACCAUCAUUCACCCAUUCACACUGGCGGACAACCGCCAUUACAUGUUCUACGUGUUUCGCUAUUCCAUCCUCAGAAGGCCCGAGGUCAGAUACCUGCUUGUUCCUUUCUACGUAGUCUGCCAUCGCCUCUGCUGGCACUUGCUUGGUGGUAGCUCGACGCAAGCUAGCCAGCGGAGCUGCUUCAUACAGGCACCGGGCGUCCAGGCUGUAUCGUCGGUCCCACCAAAAGGUGACGCCAAGUUAAAAGAUGCGGGCAGGCCCGAGGACGGCGGUGAAUCACUCUCCACGGGAGUGCUGUGGCUAUUGGCCACCGCGCUAUCCCUCAUUACUGCCCCGCUCGUCGAGCCGCGCUACUUUAUCGUCCCGUGGGUCAUGUGGCGGAUCAUGGUCCCGGCUUGGAAGGUAAACGACCCGCGCCCUGGAGAAAAGGGACUCCUGAAUGCAUUGCGCUCGUGGACUCAGGGGCUGGACCUGCGUCUCGUGUUGGAGACACUUUGGUUCGUAGCCAUCAACCUCGGAACCAUGUAUAUGUUCAUAUGUAGGCCCUACCACUGGAAGGACGUGGACGGGAAACUGAUGGACGAAGGUCGGCUGCAGCGGUUCAUGUGGUAA